AUGGCGUCCAGUUGAAGCGGAGACAAAGUGUGUUUUCUCUUCUGGUCCAGUGAGUGUGAGGUCCAUGUUGGUCUCUGUGUGUCCGGAGAAACCUUCUGAAUGGACUUUUCUCUGAAUGUUGGACCUCUGACUCAUCUCCCGGUAGCCUACAAAGCUAGUGAAGUUAGCUUAGCAUGCUAGCUGGGACGGAAGUUAGCAACACAGCGCUAGUCAGAGUGACUGUUUGAUGGAGAGCAAACGGUGUUUGUGACGGAGUUUGUGUGGAGAAAAAGUGUGUGUCGUUGUGUGAAAAUGUGUAAAGUCCAAAUGCUGAGAGCGUUGGUGAAGCAGCGACUCACUGCGGCUGCUGAAGAGAUCUUUGGGCUGUUUGAAAGAACGAUAGCAGAGUACGAGGAGGAACUGUGUCGUUCUAAAGAGGAGAACGAGCGACAACGGAAACUCCUGCACGCUGUUCUCAACCCUCAGCUUCGGUUACACAGAGCAGUUUUACCUUCAGAUGUACGAAAAGUGAUCGUUGGUGAAGAAGAGGUUCCUCCUGAGCAGCAGGAGUGGAGCUCCAGUCUGGACCAGGAGGACCCAGAGCCCCCCCACAGUCUGGACCAGGAGGACCCAGAGCCCCCCCACAGUCUGGACCAGGAGGAGCCAGAGCCCCCACACAGUCUGGACCAGGAGGACCCACUGGACCAGGAGGACCCAGAGCCCCCACACAGUCUGGACCAGGAGGACCCAGAGCCCCCACACAGUCUGGACCAGGAGGACCCAGAGCCCCCACACAGUCUGGACCAGGAGGACCCAGAGCCCCCACACAGUCUGGACCAGGAGGAGCCAGAGCCCCCCCACAUUAAAGAGGAACAGGAGGAACUCUGGACCAGUCAGGAGGGAGAGCAGCUUCAAGGGCUGGAGGAGGCUGAUAUCACCAAGUUCACAUUCACUCCUGUCCCUGUGAAGAGUGAAGAUGAUGAAGAGAAACCUCAGUCCUCACAGCUUCAUCACAGACGUACUGAACACAUGGAGACAGAAGCUGAUGGAGAGGACUGUGGAGGACCAGAACCAGACAGGAACUCAGAUCCAGAUAGACAUUUACAACUAUCCAGCAGUGACAAAGCCUCACAAUGUAACAAACAAGAAACUGAAGACAGAGAUGAUUGGAAGGAGACCAGAGAACCUCAGUCAGGUCUAAACUCUCUGAAUAAUGAUGACAUUUCUAGGGAAAAACCAUUUCCCUGCUCUGAGUGCGGUAAAAGAUUUGGUCUCAAGGGAACUCUGAAGGAACACAUGAGAUUUCAUACAGGAGAGAAACCAUUCAGCUGCUCAGUCUGUAAUAAAGCUUUUGCAUGGAGAGGAAGUUUACAGAAACACGUGAAAAGUCAUACAGGAGAGAAACCAUUUAGCUGCUCAGUAUGUAGUAAAAGAUUCUCCGGCAAAUACAACGUAGUCCAACACAUGAAAAUCCACACAGGAGAGAGAAGAUUCAGCUGCAGUGUUUGUCACCGUAAAUUCAUUUGGUUUUAUGAGCUCAGAAAACAUAAGUGUGUCGGUCGUCAGUCCUCACAGCUUCAUCAACCUCAGACUGAGGAGAACAGAGAGGAAGGACCUCCAGCCAGCAGCUCAACUCAAUACAUGGGGACAGAAGCUGAUGGAGAGGACUGUGGAGGACCAGAACCAGACAGGAACUCAGAUCCUGUUGACAAGACUGGAGACUCUUCUGGACCUGAGACUGAUGACAGUGAUGAUUGGAAGGAGACCAGAGAACCUCAGUCAGGUUUAAACUCUCUGAAUAAUGAUGAAGUUACUUGUGAGAAACCAUUCAGCUGCUCUGAGUGUGGGAAUAGAUUUACCCAUAAAGGAAAUCUGAAUAGACACACAAGAACUCACACAGGAGAGAAACCAUUUCGCUGCUCAGUGUGCGGUAAAGCGUUCAAUGGUCGUGGCAAUCUGAGAAGCCACAGGAGAAUCCACUCAGGAGAGAAACCAUUCAGAUGCUCUGAGUGUGGGAAAAGAUUUCGCUUCAAGGGAGAUCUGAAGAGACACGUGAGAACUCAUACAGGAGAGAAACCAUUUAGUUGCUCUACGUGUGGGAGUAAGUUUGGAAACAGUGGACAUUUGAAUAGACACAUGGGCAUUCAUACAGGAGAGAAACCAUUCAGCUGCUCAUUUUGUGAUCACAGAUUUUUGCAAAGAGCACAUCUGAAUGCACACAUCAGAUCUCACACAGGAGAGAAACCCUUCAGCUGCUCAGUGUGUAAGAAAUGUUUUACAACGAGAGGAACUUUACGGCUGCAUUUGAAACUUCACACAGGAGAGAAACCAUUCAGUUGCUCUUUAUGCUCGGGGUGCUUCGUUGAGAUUGGAAAUGUUUUUUUCAUAAUUGUUGAGUAUGGAGAGAAACCAUUUAACUGCUCUGUUUGUGGUAAAGCCUUCAACGUACGUUCUUCUCUUAAGGUGCACAUGAGAUGUCAUACGGGAGAGAAACCAUUCAAUUGUUCAGUUUGUAAGAAAUCUUUUACACAAAGGGGAAGUUUACAGACACACAUGGGAAUCCACACAGGAGAGAAACCAUUCAGCUGCUCAGUGUGUGAAAAAAGCUUUCUCACCAAGGCACAACUGAAGAGUCACACCAUGAAUCACACCGGAGAGAAAAGGUUCUCCUGCACUAUUUGUAAACAAGGAUUCACUUGGUACGAUCAGCUCAGAAACCAUCAGUGUGUCGGUCAUCAGUCCUCACAGCUUCAUCAGAGUCAGACUGAGAUCAGAGAGACAGAACCUCCAAACAGGAGCUCAACUGAAUACAUGGAAAUAACAACUUCUUAUAUGAGCAACAAUAGAGAUUUGGCAUAAACUUCUCCUCAUAAGUCUGCUGUACAACUUAUUGAUAUGAUUUCAUCAGAGAACAAUGAUUACACAGAGGGACUUUUUUCUGGAGUUUAUUCAAAUGAAGUUCCUGUGUUUUCCAACGUUCAGUACUUUGAUGUUCAAGAGAGCUUUUUUUCAGUGUUGAUGUAUUGAUUCUUGAUUUGAAGGGUUGUGCUUAAGACUGACAUGACAGCUGUCAUGAACAAGGAGUCUUUGUGGAUGUUGACAGUUGUCAUUCAGUAAAUUAUGACUCUUGACCUGACAUUAACGAAACAACGCAACCGUCUGAUGUCUUCGAUCGGACAUGUUUUCUUUGUUAUACAUGUUUUAAGAGGCUUAAAAUGUCCAUUUCCAUCAACUACUUAUGUUUUAUAUUU
This is a messenger RNA of Anoplopoma fimbria (sablefish), 3230 nucleotides long. RefSeq names its product zinc finger protein 665-like. The record is from RefSeq and is a predicted model, not a curated record. The transcript is spliced from 5 exons. Bases 292 to 2838 code for a protein of 848 amino acids. NCBI's taxonomy places the organism in Eukaryota, Metazoa, Chordata, Actinopteri, Perciformes, Anoplopomatidae.